AGACCGGACUAGCCGCUUAUCGAGUGCGCGAUUCAAUCAGCAGCUCUAGAAAAAUGAAAGAACAGUGGUUCCUACUUACUAUGUUUAUCCUGCAUUUUUACAACGUUGAAUUCAUUGCUGCCGAAACAGCAAAGGGUGGGCAGUGGGAGAAGUACCUGAAUAAGAUCUCCAAAGCCAGCCGAGUGUAUAAGCCUUGUAGUCCCCACAACUGCAGCUGUCAUCUUAGUGUCCUGCAAGAUGACCUGCAACCCUUCAGGGCUGGUGUGUCGGAGGAGCUGAUGGGGGAGAGCGUGCGCCGAGGUGUGGGGACGCAUUACCAGAUUAUAGAUCACAAGCUUUACCGCGAGCAGAACUGCAUGUUCCCAGCACGAUGCAGCGGGGUGGAGCACUUCAUCCUGGAAGUGAUUGACCGCUUGCCGGACAUGGAGAUGGUGAUCAACGUGCGCGACUACCCCCAGGUGCCUGGCUGGAUGCAUCCAGUGCAGCCGGUGCUGUCAUUCAGCAAGACUGCAGAUUACAAGGACAUCAUGUACCCAGCUUGGACUUUCUGGGAGGGUGGCCCAGCAGUGUGGCCCAUAUACCCCACUGGUCUAGGGCGCUGGGAUCUCAUGAGGGAGGACUUGAAGAAAUCAGCAGCUCGAUGGCCAUGGAAGAAGAAGGACCCCAAAGGCUUCUUCAGGGGCUCCAGGACCAGUCCAGAGCGGGACCCUCUCAUUCUGCUCUCCCGGGAAGCUCCUGAGCUUGUUGAUGCAGAGUACACCAAAAACCAGGCCUGGAAGUCUGAGAAGGACACUCUAGGGAGACCACCGGCCAAAGAGAUCCCCCUCGUGGAUCAUUGCAGAUACAAGUACCUGUUCAACUUCCGAGGCGUGGCUGCCAGCUUCCGCUUCAAGCACCUUUUUCUGUGUGGCUCGCUGGUGUUCCAUGUGGGUGAUGAGUGGCUGGAGUUUUUCUACCCUCAGCUUCAGCCCUGGGUCCACUAUAUCCCUGUAAAGGGGGACCUCUCUGACCUAAGGCAGUUACUCCAGUUUGUAAAAGAAAAUGAUGACAUUGCACAUCAAGUGGCUAAAAGAGGUCAACAGUUCAUCCUGGAUCACCUGUGCAUGGAGAACGUGUCCUGCUAUUGGGAGAAGCUGCUGACCGAAUUUGGCCGGCUGCUGAAGUACAAGCCCAAGAGGAGAGCAGGAUACAUCGAGAUUGUUCACAAGCCUGCAAGGACAGAGCUGUGAGCGAUGCACUGCAGCGUGGGGCAUGGAGGGUGGACGGAGGCCAAUGUCCAGAGUUUUAAGGCUGUCGGUCUGGCAUAUUCCAAAUAUUGUUGACUAGUCCUGUAAUUUCAGGAAGUUGGCUCGAAUUACAUUCUCCAAAAUUCUCUUUCUUCUAGUAGUUUUACUUAGUCUCUGUGAAUUAACUUGAUGAUGAAAUUAAAUUUGAUGGUGUGCUGACCUCUUCUGGAAGACAGCAGGAGGAGCCACAGUCUUCGCAUUGAGCCUGAGAUCCGUUGCCAGGUUUUUCGUGUUAAAUGUGUACAAGUUACACUGCUAAACUUCUGAAACAGAGUGCACAAACUGGCUCUAUUUUCAGCCUUAACAUGAACUGAAGGUUUUACUGACCCGGCUCAUUUUGUUAAAAGCUGGGAAAGGCAAAUUGAUAUGCUGGUAUUAGGCUGCUGGGUUCUUGAAUGUGUUUGGUUGCCAUAAUUGUGCUUGCUUUGUGACAUUUUAGCUCUGGACCCACUGACGAAAGUGUCAUGCCAUACUCUGAAACUGCAGAUCAAAAAAUAAGACCUCAGCUUUGCAGUGGACUACAUUCACAUUCACUUACAUAUUCAUUUAGCAAACAAUUGUUUCCAAAGUAACAUACAACCCAGAGGAAUAUGCUGACUUGAUGAACUUAUAUCAUAAACACAACUUGAAUGAAAUCUGGACUACAGUUCUUAAUCUUAAGACUCGCCAUUUUUAGUGUCAUGAACUCUUCAGCUGACACUGUGUAUACUGUAUUCAGUUGACUGAAGCAAAUACAGGACAAAUUCCUGAAAUUUCUUAAAUAGAUAAAACAUAAUGAUGAUGGUCAUAAUUUUUAUUACUAAUUAUUUCUGCUCUUGUUCUCCUUUGUUCCAUCCUAUUUGCUUUUUUCAUUCCCAUUCUUACUGUGUUGCUGUCAAUGUGCCUUUGAUGGUAACCAGUUUAUUUGCCCCAUCCUCUUCUUUUUCCUUCUUCCUUUGCUAACUGUUUUUCUUGAAUCUCAUGUGCCCUUUUCGCCCUUUUCUGUUUUUGUAUCUCAACACUUAACAUCUAAUAUACUCCACUGUCCCAAGUACUGCCUCAUCUCAUUACUGCUGUCUCUACUGCCCCUUCUCAUUUUUCCUUCUUUUUGCUCCUCUUCCGUUUAUUUUCAUCUCUUUCCUUGUUUCUCUUAGUGCCUCCCUUGUAGUUUUUGUUCAAACAUACCAGUGUAAUUUUUUUUUGAUGGUGCUGCUGGCUACUGGAGUCAAACACAGCAGAAGAACAAAACAAUAGGACUACAGGGCUAAGGAUGCAGGGCUGAGAAACGCAACCAUUGCACAGCCGUCCUGCUCCAGCUCACAAUGAACAGAAUAUGGUUUACUGUUGUCAUUACAUAUUUUUGUGUCUUUGAAUGUAGGAAAACAAUGUCAACAGUUGACAGGCAGUGCCAGAGGAUUUUAUCCACUGAGUGUUGAUCAAAACAAGAACAUGAUGACCAGAACAAGGUUCAUCUGUGCUUCAUGACCUCUUCAACAAGCUUUGUGUGUCUCACCUUCUUCAUAACUGUAAUGCAGCUUUCACACAUUUUUCUCUUCUACUGUUUAAGCCUCAGGCAAAAGAUUUAACAAACGUACCGUUGAGAAAAGUUUAAUACAGCAGCUGUUGCAGAGCUGAAUAUUGUUGAUGUCAGUAAUUUUCCGCUUGUAUCGUUUCCUUCACUUCCGCACUGUCUUGUCUUGGAUCCCGUUUUAACGUUAUGUAGCCCUGUGUGUUUGUGACGGUGCUUUUCUAUAGCUGUACGUGACACGAUCCAACUUUAACAAGCAGCGGUAGUGUGUGUGGAGGGUAAUUUUCCGCUGUAACGUUUAACCGCGCAAGAAAUCCCACAAACGAUGUGUAGUGUUUUACGUUAGGCUGUGAAUUAACUCCGACAAAGUAUGUAGAACUGUAAUUGUCCUGUUACAGUGACC
Molecule: messenger RNA, 3196 nt
Organism: Scleropages formosus (Asian bonytongue)
Lineage: Eukaryota; Metazoa; Chordata; Actinopteri; Osteoglossiformes; Osteoglossidae
Gene: poglut1
Product: protein O-glucosyltransferase 1
Exons: 11
Coding region: 54-1229 (391 amino acids)
Biological process (GO): positive regulation of Notch signaling pathway; protein O-linked glycosylation
Cellular component (GO): endomembrane system
Molecular function (GO): UDP-glucosyltransferase activity; UDP-xylosyltransferase activity
Source: RefSeq, a predicted model, not a curated record